AUGUUCGGUACUCCUACUUCCAAGGCUGGGGGGACGUUGUUUGAUCUCAUCCGGUCGUCUCCCUCGACGACUUCGUCCUCCUAUCAAGACAGCCAAGAGAAUUCGACCAGACUCACCCGGAGUGGUGCGCCUAGCUUGUUAUCAAGGUCUCCGCCAUCGAUUGCCUCCUUCAACUCCGCAAGUCGCUAUCAACCCUCUUCUUGUUCGACAUACUCGGCUUCGGCUCUGCCUGGCUCUGGUCCUCCCCGGGAAAUCUUCAAGAAGCAGUACAUCCAUCAAGCCAUACGGCUCGUCGAUGAUGCACUCAUGGAACAAGACAAAGGCUCGUGCUGUGAUGAGUCGUUUGCCCUUGAUUGCUACUUGGCCUCAUUGGAAUAUCUGUUGUCGGCUUUUCCGAUGGAAAGCAAUUUUGACCGUCAGAUUGGAUCAGUUGACCGCCAAGCGAUUGUGCACGCCAAGCUGGUGAACUUGAUCCGGCGAACGGAAGAGUUUUCCGGGGCGAGCCCACACGAACAAGAGCCAGGGCCCCGCUCAGCAGAGUCCCGACGCGCCGGAUGGUGGAAGGGGGUGUGGGGCCGCGCAGGAAGCGGCAAAGCCGGAUGCGAAAGCAGUCCAGCCUAUGUUUCCGCUCCCUCCGAACUCGCCGCUCAAUGUAGUUGCGGAAGAAAAGUGCUGGUCAAGAUCCCGGACUGGUUACUAUCUGGCACGCCGACUCCGGAGCCAUUCCAUCAACCCGAAAAGGCCCCUGCUCGGCGCGGGUACAUCGCUCAACUGUGGGCGUGGCUACUCGCCGGUAUCUGGUGGGCCAUAGGGAUGAUCAAUGGAGUGGUGAUUCCUUAUCUCGUGACCUCCUCUAUCAGAACAUCGAUCGCUUUGGUCAUUUACAUCGAGAAGAAGUUCCAAAUCGUCAAUAUCCUCCUGAGGCUCGUCAUCACCACGAUCAGAGUACUCGUGAAAAUCAGCCAAGACUAUCACCUCAAUCAGCAGAUUGGAGAUCUAUUUUCGUGGAUUAUUUCUCAUCUGGUCAAGAUUGCUUUAGCGUUUGUCAAGCAAGGUGAUCUGGAAAACUUGAACCAGCUUUUCGACGCAAAUCCGAGUCACCACACCGACUGCCGCCCUCCUGAUCAUCCGCCCAAGCCCACCGGGGACAGUCAGUAUCGAGUGGAGAACUUAUUGAAGUCGCACUCUCAGCCAAGCCAGAUCUUCGUUGACCGCGGGGGCAGUUCUUCGUCUUCGAGAUUCUCGCUCAAGUCCGAUUCGACAUAUCAGCUCAAUCGGCCGGAACGCCUGCUUUCGACUUGGACCGCCGGAGCUUCGUCGAGCUCAUUUCCUUUCAAACCCCAAAGCUAUGGCCACUAA
This is a messenger RNA of Puccinia triticina, 1359 nucleotides long. RefSeq lists its product as uncharacterized. The transcript has 3 exons. The record is from RefSeq and is a predicted model, not a curated record. NCBI's taxonomy places the organism in Eukaryota, Fungi, Basidiomycota, Pucciniomycetes, Pucciniales, Pucciniaceae. The coding region runs from base 1 to 1359 and encodes 452 amino acids.